Molecule: messenger RNA, 828 nt
Organism: Phytomonas sp. EM1
Lineage: Eukaryota; Euglenozoa; Kinetoplastea; Trypanosomatida; Trypanosomatidae
Source: the annotation of a GenBank genome assembly
GGUUAAAUUUUCACCACGCAAUCAAGAGGAAGGAAAUCUUUGUUACUAUUAAUAUUUUUCAUCUUUACUUUAGGAGGACAAAUGCAUCGCAGACCACUUUCCGAUGUUCUUCUGCAACAAACAUCAAAUUCUUUUACCACUCUGUUAGCAUUCGUGAUUGGCGCCGUGACAAUUUUAUAUGUCUAUAAGAAAAAGAUAGGUAAGCAACGCCCCCCGCACCCCAUCCGGGGACUUGAUACAGGAUCAUCACAACAACAGCCAUCAAUGAAGGAUGUAGACGUUGAUGUCCUUACAAAGCUCAGGAAAAAACAGUUUAAGGGUAGCAAAAUGUGCUGUGCCUGGGAUGUUUUCUUCUCAAAUGGGGAGUGGUUAUGUGAUGGUAAGGCAAAAGACAUAUUGUCUUGGUAUGCAUCCACAUUAGAUGUUUACCUGAUGUGCCGUAUUUCAAGUCAGAAUGAUAAAAUACAGAUAUUAAAGGAGUUGAAAGGGAUCGAUGGACUCCAGAGGCAUAAGAUACUCUUUUGUACGACUCCAAAGGGAUAUGAAGCCUUCACAAGACAGAUAAGUCCUACUAUCUUAGUUACGCAUGAUUCCUCUCAAGCAAUGUUUCUAAGCGGGAUUCUUCCUUACAUUAUUCUGGUGGGGGAAGGUAAGACUUCAAAAAGUAAUGUUUCGUUUAUUUCAUCUAUAUCUCAGAUUGAAUGUGAUAAAGAGGACUAGUUCAGAAUUUCUCGGUGAAAAUAUAAAUGAAGGGAUUCGUUUUUAACUUUCCAAAGCAAGACUUUGUUGAGGUGCGUAUGUGUGUGGUGGAUUUGCUUUGGAUUUCUA